Messenger RNA from Carya illinoinensis, 724 nucleotides. RefSeq lists its product as uncharacterized. NCBI's taxonomy places the organism in Eukaryota, Viridiplantae, Streptophyta, Magnoliopsida, Fagales, Juglandaceae. The record is from RefSeq and is a predicted model, not a curated record. The coding region runs from base 68 to 469 and encodes 133 amino acids. The transcript has 2 exons.
CGUAGAAAUUUAGAAUGGUAUUGUCGAGUCCGUCAGCACAGAAGAUCAGAGAAGAGAAGAGUAUUGAAUGUCGAUACUGUGGGAGAAGAGCGAGACAUGGAGGUGGCUGGUGAGGAGGACAAAGGAGUCGAAGCCCUUCUUCGUUACGUUCGCCACCAUAUGCGGCGUCGUCCCCGGGAUUAUCGGUUACGCCGUGAUGCAGCUUACCAACUCUCGCAACCCUGAGCUCGAAGCCCGUCUCCGCAACAAUCCCCGCCCAGAAACAAUCAUGAUGGGGAAAGCAAAUCGAGAGAGACUGGCAGAAUACCUUGGGGAGCUGCAGCGGAAAGAGGAUACAAAUGACCGUUAUGUUGCUGCUCUGAGAGGAGAAACGUUGACUAGAAACCCUUAUGUGAGAAUACAACCAAUCCCUAAACCAAGCGACACUGGGGCUGAAAAGGAGCAAAAGACCGAGAAGGAACAAAAGUAGAUGAUGAGGUGGGUCUACUGAUGAUGUGAAGGCUUUCUGUUUCUGGGUAUGUUUAGGUUGUCAUUGGAUGAGUAAUGGAAGGUUUCACUCUUUCUGAAUGAUAUUCAACAUCUUUUCAUUGUGACAAGACAAGUAAUUAAAAUAUUUGUCUUUUGAUGUUAUUCAGCAUCUACUGGGGUGUGUGCUUGUUCUGUAAUGUUUCAUGAUAUGCGAGAACUUUUCCCUUCCAAGGUAUAAUAUAUAAAAUUAGAUCUA